Messenger RNA from Erigeron canadensis, 836 nucleotides. RefSeq lists its product as uncharacterized. The transcript has 2 exons. The record is from RefSeq and is a predicted model, not a curated record. The coding region runs from base 188 to 679 and encodes 163 amino acids. Lineage: Eukaryota; Viridiplantae; Streptophyta; Magnoliopsida; Asterales; Asteraceae.
AAAAUAAACUUGUUUAGCGCAUUGCACACCUACUUCCAAAAAUACUGUUUGACUCGACUUUCCGAGUCCCAAAGUCAAAUCUACUACUACUUUUUGUUUAUAGUAUUUUCCGACUUCAACAACACCGAGAUCACUAAUUAACUAAUCAAACUACACUGCCUUUUGAUCUGUUUUGUAAGUUGUUGAAAUGGUUUCCUUGACAGCUAAAAUGAUGGCCGGAUCUCUGCCUCCGGUGACAGUGACCGGAUCUAAUGCGAAGCUGCCUCCACCUACUCUUCCUCUCCAGGUAAAGGUCAAAGAGUCUCAAAUGCUAGAAGCAUCUGAGAAACCCUCUAUGAACGUCUCAAGAAGAAAUCUAGCAUUGUAUUUAACCGCAACGUCUUUCAGUGCUGUCACUCUAUUAUCACCAAAACCGGCUGAGGCACGUAUGAGUAAAGCUGAAAUGAAGAAGAUGAUCUUGGAAAAAUUCAAGAUUCUUAGAGAAAAGGUCGGAUUAGCAAAGCCAGAACCCGAAACAAAUGAUAAGAUUGCCUCACCAACUCCAUCGGUACCAGAGAACAAACUUCCUCCACCUUCCCCGCCAAUACCGAAGAAUAAAGUUCACGUUCCACCAGAACCAUCACUUCCCAGGAUACAGAAUGAUAAGAAAAUUGUGGUGGAAGCCGCCCCACUCCCGUGAUGAUUGUCUCCAUUGAUCUCACGUUAUAUUAUCGUUUUAGUUUCACUUUGUAUGUUGACUGAGCCAGUCAGCCAGAGAGAAUUUGACACAAACUAUUUGUUAGUCAACACUUCAGCUUAUUGAAGUAUCAAAUGACAAUUUGCAUUCCCUCUCAAAA